CCUUGUUGUAUAUAAUCAGGUAAGAGCAAUGGUAAUUAUAAAUCCCGAAAAUCCUACUGGACAGUGUCUUAGUGAAGCUAAUUUGAAAGAAAUUUUACGGUUCUGUUACCAAGAAAACUUAGUCUUGCUCGGGGAUGAAGUUUAUCAGCAGAACAUUUACCAGGAUGAGCGCCCCUUCAUAAGCACAAGAACGGUUCUGUUGGACAUGGGCCCACCCAUAAGCAAGGCGGUCCAGCUUGUUUCUUUUCAUACUGUGUCCAAAGGAUAUUGGGGUGAAUGUGGACAGCGCGGUGGAUACUUUGAGAUGACUAACAUUCCUCCACAGGUUUGCCUUGCUGUGAUUUGCUAAUGUCUUCCAUAUGAUUCUUCAAUUGCAAGCUAGUCUCUCUUCUUUCUCUCUCUCUCUCAGAGAAAGAUUUUUUUCUUUUAGAAAGCAAAGAUUGUUUAGGAAAGGCAUCGAAAGGAGAUGCCAUCUGUAUACAAAGGGAAAAAAAGAAGA
Camellia sinensis is the source of this 499-nucleotide messenger RNA. NCBI's taxonomy places the organism in Eukaryota, Viridiplantae, Streptophyta, Magnoliopsida, Ericales, Theaceae. The record is from RefSeq and is a predicted model, not a curated record.